Messenger RNA from Drepanopeziza brunnea f. sp. 'multigermtubi' MB_m1, 1332 nucleotides. The record is from RefSeq and is a predicted model, not a curated record. Lineage: Eukaryota; Fungi; Ascomycota; Leotiomycetes; Helotiales; Drepanopezizaceae.
AUGCCUCCUCCACCUCCUCCGCCGCCCCCUCCUAUGGGUGGUGGACCUCCUGCUCCCCCACCACCACCGGGAAAUUUGCCAUCGAGGCCUCCGGCAGGAAACAGGGGUGCCUUGCUAUCCGACAUCUCGAAGGGUAAACAACUGAAGAAAGCGGUCACGAACGAUCGAUCGGCACCAAUGAUUGGAAAAGUCUCAGGAGGAUCGGGUCCAGCGCCCAUGGGGGGGGCUCCGCCGGUUCCAGGAGGUCUAAAACCACCCGGCGCAAGAAACAGAGCACGGAGUAAUAGUGACCAAAGCAGUAGAGACACUGGUGGAGUGACUGGAACAGAGCAACCACCACAACUAGCAGGCUUAUUUGCUGGAGGCAUGCCGAAAUUGAAGAAACGCGGGGGAGGUGUUGACACAGGAGCGAACCGAGAUUCUUCAUCCACAUCAGACCCAGAGUCAUCACGAAACUCGGCGCCGAAACCUCCUUCUAUGGCUGCCCCGCGACCCCCAAAUGCUGCACCCCCAUUACCAGGAGUCCAAAACGGACAUACGAGACCCCUGACUUUUGUUCCCUCUGUCGCGAAUCUGCGCAGUACUGGUGGAAGUGCGGCUCCAAGACCUAACUCUUCCGCAUCAAUGAGAGGGCCACCCCCUCCCAUAGGGAAGAAACCGCCUAUCAAACCUCCUGCUUUUCGCAAACCAUCGAACCUGCAUCAACCUCUCAUUCCUCCUUCGAUCGCACCCCCACCCCCGACGUCCGCGCCUCCCCCUCCCUCUUCGGCAGCUCCCCCUCCUCCGCCUCUGCCGCAAACCAGCGCUCCCCCACCACCGUCUCUACCACAAGUUCCUGCACCUAGACCUCCCAUGAACGGGCCAAGUCGAUCACAACCCCCUCCGCCUCCCACAUCGCCGCUGUCUGCGAAUGGUACUAACCAGAGUCUUGCCAUUUCUGCAGCCAUUAGAGCCGCCGAAAGAGCAUCACCGGCUGCUGCACCACCUCCACCACCUCCUCCACCUUCAUUUUCCUCAUUUUCAGCGCCCUCUUCCGCCCCUCCUCCUCCAAGCUCGGCUCCACCACCUCCAAGCUCAAGGCCCAGUCCACAGCCUAUGAGACCGAUGGAUCCGAGCUCUUAUACUUUGUCUUCUAACGGAGGCGGAAUGCCUAAAAAUGCGAUCCCGCAUCGAAGUUCAGAGCCCACGAGAAGGGUGUUCAUUAACGAUCCGAGGUGGAAAUUUCAAGAUGAGGCAAUGUUACCGAAGCCACGAGAAUUUAUUGGAGCGCAGAAAAGGUAUCGAGCAGGGCGUGGUAGCAGUGUUCCAUUAGAUUUGAGUGCCUUUAAUUAA